CAAGUUCAGAGACAACGGGGGCAGUUUCAGAGCAAGCCUAAGCAGUGACACGAGGGGUCUUCUAAGUCUGUACAACGCGGCUCACCUGGCCAUGCCCGGCGAGGAGGUGCUCGACGACGCCAUCGCGUUCUCGAGGCGCCACCUACGGUCCAUGAAAACCGCAGGCAAGCUGAGGUCGCCGAUGGCCGAGCAGGUCUCCCGCGCCCUCGACAUCCCUCUCCCGCGGACGCCCAGGCGGCUGGAGGCGAUGCGCUACAUCCACGAGUACGGCGAUGAGCCGGGUUUUGACGGCGUGGUGCUGGAGCUCGCGAGGCUGGACUUUGAGCUCGUGAAGUCUCUUCACCUAAGGGAGCUCAAGGCCCUCACCCUGUGGUGGAAAGACUUUUACGACAAUGUAAAGCUGAGCUACACCCGAGACCGUAUAGCAGAGGUCUUCUUCUGGGUUAGCGGAGUGUACUACGAGGAGAAAUACUCUCGCGCACGUAUUAUGCUUGCUAAGGUUUUCGGAUUGAUAACCCUAAUGGAUGACACUUAUGAUGUCCAAGACACCUUGGACGAGUGUUGUAGGUUCAAUGAAACAAUACAGAGAUGGGACAACGGAGCAGUUUCUAUUCUACCAGAAUAUAUGCAUGCAUAUUACAUAAAGUUGCUAAGCAACUUUGACGAGAUGGAGAAUAGCUUAGAACCAAAUGAGAAACACCGUGUGUCUUACGCCAUAACUAUGUACAAGCAGUUGUCUGAAUACUACCUCCAGGAGGCCCGAUGGUCGAGCCACAGGUACCUGCCGAGCUUCGCGGAGCACCUGUACGUGUCCAGCAUCUCGUCGGGCAUCCCGGCGCUGGCACCGGCGGUGCUGAUGGGCGUGCACGACGGUGACGGCGUGGCGACCAAGGAGGCGUUGGAGUGGGCGUGCGCCAUCCCGGACCUGCUCCUCGCCAGCGGCGAGGUGGGCCGCCUCCUCAACGACAUCGCCGCCUGGAAGGUGGGGAAGAACAGGAAGGACGUGCGAGCCUCGUGGAGACCUACAUGACGGAGCACGGCGCGGGCGGGGACGCGGCCGUGGCGGCGGUGGCGGCUGCGUCGGAGCGCGCGUGGAGGCGGAUCAACCGCGCGUGCGUGGAGGCGGUAGAACCCGCGCUGCUGCCGGCCGCGCAGCUGCUGGUGAACCUGACGAGCACCAUGGAGGUGGUGUACCUCGGCGGCAAGGACGGCUACACCUCCGGCUCCGGGCUCAAGGGGGUCAUCACCGAUCUCUUACUCGGCCCAGUCCAUGACGAUUAGGCACAACGUAAUAUAUACCCUCUCCAUUUAAAAAAAAACCAAUAUAGUACACUAAAGGUGAUAAUUCAUAAUAAAACAAAUCUAAACAGAAGGUUAUUUAGAUUUGUUGUGUUAGAAAAUAUCACAUCUAAUAAAUUUUUUUUUUGGGAUAGAGGGAGUAGUUAUUUACGUGAUCGACAACUUGCUACACGUAUGUACUACCUAGCUACUUCUUGUGUCUUUAAAAAAUAUCCAAUUCUCUUUGAGAGAGAGAGAGAGACUAGCUCUUACAUAGUACAAAUGGAUGUGUACUUACAUACUAUGCGAUAAAACCUAGUUAAAUCGCUAGCAUAUGCUUAUGAUAGGGAUAGUAUACUUGUCUUCCAUAAGAAAUUGUCAUACAUGGUUGUGCAUUAUGCAUGCCGUAUAUGUGUGUUGGCAGAA
This is a messenger RNA of Oryza sativa Japonica Group (Japanese rice), 1704 nucleotides long. Its product is annotated as eudesmanediol synthase. The record is from RefSeq and is a predicted model, not a curated record. Gene Ontology annotation, biological process: diterpenoid biosynthetic process. Gene Ontology annotation, molecular function: magnesium ion binding; terpene synthase activity. Lineage: Eukaryota; Viridiplantae; Streptophyta; Magnoliopsida; Poales; Poaceae.